Tetranychus urticae (two-spotted spider mite) is the source of this 1172-nucleotide messenger RNA. RefSeq lists its product as uncharacterized. The record is from RefSeq and is a predicted model, not a curated record. Lineage: Eukaryota; Metazoa; Arthropoda; Arachnida; Trombidiformes; Tetranychidae.
UCUUUUACAAAUCGUCUGACAAUUUUUAAUAACUUUACUUCAACAUUUGAAAGUGAGUUAAGCUUUACAAGUUAGUGUCAUCGGUUAAAGUAAACUCAACAUUUCAACAAUCUUUAACUGUCAACAACCAAAAAAUGAAUCCAACGAUUGUUAAAUGUGUUACAACAAUAUUAUCCCUCAAUUUAAUAACACUGGUUCAUUGUCAAGGUGAAGAUCUUGGUGGCCUUGGUGGCUUAGGUGAUCUAGGCGGACUCGGAGGUGGAGGUGGUGACCUCGGCGGCCUAGGAGGCUUAGGUGGUGGUGGUGGUGAUUUAGGUGGACUUGGAGGUGGAGGUGGUGACCUCGGAGGCCUCGGAGGAUUAGGUGGUGAAGGUGGAGGCCUCGGAGGCCUAGGUGGUGAAGGUGGAGGCUUCGGUGGAGGUCCCGGUGGUUUUGGUGGAUUUGGCGGAGGCCAAGGUGGUGGAUUACCUGGAGGCUUUGGUGGCUCCGGUGGAGGUAUUCCUGGUGGAUUUGGAGGUGGCCAAGGCGGUGGAUUUCCUGGACUUGGUGGAUUAGGUGGUGGACAAGACUUUGGUCUUGGUGGUCUCGGAGGCGGACAAGGUUUCGGUGGAGGCCAAGGACUUGGCGGUGGCCAAGGACUCGGUGGACUUGGAGGUCUUGGAGGACUUGGUAUUCCUGGUCUUGGUGGACUUGGUGGCUUUGGUCCUGGUGGUGGUGCCGGUGGAGCUGGAGGUGGUGGAGGUUUACCCGGUCUUGGUGGACUUGGUGGACUUGGUGGCUUCCGAGCUUAACCCAUUUGAUCUUGCCUUUUGACCCAACAACCUCGGAACACUUUAUUUAUAUGAAAAAAAACCAAAAAACCUAAAUCAAUUAUAUUCUUGAAGCCAAUUACAGUUUCUUUUUUGUUAACUGUUGAGAGAAACUGUUUUAUUAAUUUAAGAGUUAUUUCCCCUCUUUUUCACCAUUUUGAUGCUCAAUCGAUUGAUGAUUAACUAAUGAGAAAUGGUGAUUACUGGAUUAUAAUGGCGCUGAGUAUGAUCGUGGUGAUGAUGCAGAUAAUUAUUGUUGUAAUGGUGGGCACAAUUAAACUAUAAAACACAUUAAGAUCAAAGCAUCAACUUGUAAUCGUUGUUAUCACCAUAUCCAUAUAAAUAUCAUAAUUAUCGUCAAUA